Messenger RNA from Trypanosoma theileri, 1158 nucleotides. RefSeq lists its product as uncharacterized. The transcript has a single exon. The record is from RefSeq and is a predicted model, not a curated record. NCBI's taxonomy places the organism in Eukaryota, Euglenozoa, Kinetoplastea, Trypanosomatida, Trypanosomatidae. Bases 1 to 1158 code for a protein of 385 amino acids.
AUGGAUACGUUUCAGGUGAGGCUAGAUGGCCUUCAAAAACAGUCUAAGGAGCAGAUAAUGUCAGCUAUUACGGGACUACACGAAGCUUGUAGUGAAGGUGCACAACCCAUGCGAGUUGCAGUGGUUAUUGGUAACCGAAUGACACCUAGUCAAAUAGCAAAUUCUUUUCCAGUGAUCUGUUUUAUAGACGCUAUGACGCUACAGAAAGAGGACCCAUAUAUUGCAGGAGUGUUAGAAGAAUUCUGGCGUAUCGCACCUUCAAUUUUUGUGAAUUACGCUGCAACAGAUGAUGCUCUUCGAGAGAAAGUGACUCGUGCAGUGAAGCGUUGGGGUUUGAAGAAAGUUUUCACUUCUUCUGUAUGUGAUAAAUUGGUAGCAGCCAUAAGCGGAAAGCAAAUGGAUAACAUUAGUGAUGAUAGUAAAAUAAUUGGUGGUAAAGAUCUUACACAUUCGUCAGGAGAUGAAACAAAGGGUAUUAACGAUGGAUUCACACGCUCAGAGGUGUCAGGUUUUUGCACAAUUCUUCAAAAUUGUAUGAAAAUGAUUGAGCGACUUCCACCGCAUCGGGCAAGUAUGUACUUGGAGGUUGUGCGAAAAGAAAAGUUACUUCGAACCCCGUCAAAAUCUGCCUUGUUAUUUUUUCAAGGUCUUCACGCUGAGUUGACUCGUGAGUCUGCACUAUACAACAGUAACGUUGUGAAAAAUGAACACCAGGCCUCUUCUACUUUAAAUGCAGGUUCAGAUACCAAAGUUGCACUUGGUAAUCUUUUGAAUAAACUAUCCAAGGAACAGUCAUCUUCUACAGCACCUAUGAUUGGUAAUGAGGAUUAUGCGUUUCAUGUCGUGCGGUACACUUCGCCAUUACAGUCUGAUAUAUGUCAACGUCUUUCUUUGGCACAGCGUUCUGGCUUCGGUGAGUGGCAUCGUCGGGCGAAGAGUGAAUAUCACUACCCGAAAAAAGAAGCCUCAACACGGAGGGUAUUCCGCGCCCCCGUAGGUGCACAGGCAGGAACCCGGGCCUGGUUUCCAACCGAACAGCAGUGGGUUAGUGAAAAUGACAUGGCAACUCUGACAUUGUUCCUUCUCAAAGAAGCUGUUCCUGAAAGAGAGACUUCCAGCUUGUACAACGUGGUGCGAAAACGUGAACGUGACUCAUGA